Protopterus annectens (West African lungfish) is the source of this 2266-nucleotide messenger RNA. RefSeq lists its product as uncharacterized. The transcript is spliced from 4 exons. The record is from RefSeq and is a predicted model, not a curated record. The coding region runs from base 143 to 946 and encodes 267 amino acids. NCBI's taxonomy places the organism in Eukaryota, Metazoa, Chordata, Ceratodontiformes, Protopteridae.
AUGCUUGCUUUGCAGAGGUUCUGUUUAGUUGGUGCUGCUUUUAUGACGAGUUGGGAAUGUUUCUUCCUAUACAGACAUACAACUGUCCGGCUCCUCCUCCGCACCCCACUAGUUAAUGGGUAGGCAACAUUAAUGCGUUAUCAUGGCUCAUACAAGUGAUCAUCUGAGACACGAAAUCAGAAAUUACAACAUUCUGAGGAGAAGCACAGAGUUGGGGCUACAGUUCCGACUCAAAAAAAUCAGAAUUCAUCUUUUCGGGUUAACUGGGCACGGUAAAUCCGCCCUUAUUAAUACCUUCUUGUGCGUGUUUCAUAACAGCGAGUAUCAAAUCGUUGCGAAUGAAGAACACCCUGAGCGAGGUACUGGUGGGGGCACCACAGUGGACCUGCAGUAUUACCAACUCCUUCGCACUUGUGUGGACAUUGUGGACAAUCGCGGGUGUACACGCUUCAGUUUUGGAGAGCAAACGGAGUACCGGCGCCAAAUGGAAGGCGAAAGACAGCUCCUUAGCGACGUGGAGUUCAUGGACGACUGGAAGGCUAACCUUUUGAGCCCAUUCUUAUGGUUUGAACAGUUGUGGAACGAAAGUAAAGAUCAGUCGGCUUUGGUCGUGCCGAUCCUUGUUAUGAGCAAAACGUAUCCUUGGGGCACAGAAAUGUUGGGAAGAGUGCAUCAGUUUUGUAGUGUCGUGUGUAGAUAUACUGGUGUCUAUCCCAUAAUUGUAGCAACCUUUGGUCAGGAAAAUGAUGGAAACCAUGAAACAGAACUCUUUCCAGACCUGCCUGGUGCAAAGUUUCUCGUAAACAACUACAAUGUAACAUCAAUGGAAAGAAAUCAAAAAACAGAUGAAGAUAUCCUUAGAAUUCUGAAGUUAUCUUUGGAUUAUGCAGAUAGAAUCCUUGUAAACUGUAGGAAUUUCAGAAAGAAACCCAGAGUAUUUAACUAAUGCUCUUGACAAUUUAAAAAUUAGCACACCUCUCAAUUGUCAAUGAAUUUGCAUAAUGUCCUUUAUUUUGCUUCAUAUGUUUGCCGUUUUCCUCAUAAAAUAUUUGAUUGUAUGGUAAAUCAGUAAGAAUAAUAGUCAGUCAUUAAUGCAAGACAUUAGUUUCAUUCUUGAUAUUGUUCAGAUAAUCAUGUUGAUGUAAAACAUAUUGUUCUUUUAAUUUUUAAGUGAAUUAGAAUAAUGUAUAGAAUUUGUCCUUCAUUUUGGGCCCCCCCUCAAAUCUUUGGCUUUGUUCAGAAUUUUUAAGCAAAUAAGUUAGUUGAGAGGUAUGUAUGAUUGUAACCAGAUCAUCUUUCUGCUGUCAGAUUAGAAUUUCUUAGAAUUGUGUCAUUCACUAUCUUAGCUUUCAGAUAGAGAUAUAAUAGUAUUUGUAUGUACUUUAUCCUUCGUAAAAAAGACAGAUACAGUACUGAAGUUUGAAACUGUCAUUUGCUUUUAGUGUAGCAUUCAGAAUCACCUGAAAAAUAGACAUAAAUAUUCAUAAUAAUUUCAAUUGCGGUAAGCACAGAGUUGCUACAUAUACAAAUGUUUGACAUGCUUUAGUUUUGCAUCAAGAGUAUGUUAGUAAGUUAAUGUUUUUGUUAAUAGAAGGUAUGGUUUGUUUUUGAAUACAAACAUUUUUAAUUUAGCUUAAUUUUUCAGAAGUAAAACUAAUUGUAUAACAAAGUAGUAAAAAACAGUCUUUACUGAAUUAUGCAUCACUUUAUAAUAUUUUCAUGGGUCUUCACUGACAUCAUGUAAGUUUGCAAUACAGAUUUUUUAACCUGAUAAGGAAUGCAUUGAGCAGUUCCAAGGUAAAGCACAAAGAACCUUGUAGUGACUUUCAAAUAAAGAAAAAAUUAGCAUGCAGGGAUUCCAGAAAUCCUUAAUAAGCAGUUCCAUCUACUACAUAAUUUUACUGGGAUUUUAAAAUGUAGAUUGGAUAAGAUCAGAAUAAGAAGGGCGGUUUGUAACUGUGGUGUUACAGGUGCAGGACCACCUGAUUACUAAGCCCUAUUCUUAUUCUGAUCCUGUCUCAUCUAUAUUUUAAAAUCCAGAUGAAGUCAUACAUUUCAAUAAAGCAGUUCUGCUGUUGUACCAACACCAUUACUAAGUCCACGCCUUAUGUAGUAAAAUAGAAUAGGUAUCAUAAAAUCCUAACAGUUUGUAUCUUGUUUACUAUUCUCAAGUAACAGUUUGGAUAAAAUAUUCAGGUGCUCAUCUGCUGUUUUAAUAGUAAAAUGUUAUUGUGAUUUUAUACAUAAACUGUAAAAUAAUGCUGAA